AUGGAAUCUACUCAACAUAACUCUGUUGACAUGGAGGAGAAAGCAUAUAAAUGUAUUGAAUGUGGAAAGAGCUUUAGUCUGCAUGGAAAGCUGAAGACACAUCAAAGGAUUCACACUGGGGAGAAACCCUAUAAUUGCCUGGAGUGUGAACAGAGCUUCACUCAUAGUUCAGGCCUACGUUCACAUCAAAGGACUCACACUGGGGAGAAACCCUAUAACUGCCUGGAGUGUGAACAGAGCUUCACUCAUAGUUCACGCCUACGUAGACAUCAAAGGACUCACACUGGGGAAAAACCCUAUAACUGCCUGGAGUGUGGACAGAGCUUUACUAAUAGUUCACAUCUAUGUUCACAUCAAAGGACUCACACUGGGGAGAAACCCUAUAACUGCCUAGAGUGUGGACAGAGCUUCACUCAGAGUUCAGGCCUACGUUCACAUCAAAGGACUCACACUGGGGAGAAACCCUAUAAUUGCCUGGAGUGUGGACAGAGCUUUGCUCAGAAGGGACACUUACAUUCACAUCAAAGGACUCACACUGGGGAGAAACCCUAUAACUGCCUGGAGUGUGAACAGAGCUUCACUCAGAUUUCAGGCCUACGUUCACAUCAAAGGACUCACACUGGGGAGAAACCCUAUAACUGCCUGGAGUGUGAACAGAGCUUCACUCAUAGUUCAGGCCUACGUAGACAUCAAAGGACUCACACUGGGGAAAAACCCUAUAACUGCCUGGAGUGUGGACAGAGCUUUACUAAUAGUUCACAUCUACGUUCACAUCAAAGGACUCACACUGGGGAGAAACCCUAUAACUGCCUAGAGUGUGGACAGAGCUUCACUCAGAGUUCAGGCCUACGUUCACAUCAAAGGACUCACACUGGGGAGAAAUCCUAUAACUGCCUGGAGUGUGGACAUGAUAACCGUCACCCCGGCUUUCAAAUUGAUUUGAAAACGCAGCGGAGAGUUCCGCCGGUCACCCACCAAAAGAACGGAGCGGGACCGCAACAGACUAUUAUUAAAAGACCUUUUUUUCUUCAUUUUCCCCUUCCCUGAACUAUGUAACAAAAUCCCCCAAUAAAAGUAGCAUUUAUUUUAACAAUAACACUCUCUAUCUGGUUAUUUUGUAUCUUUCCCUGACUCCUUCCUUCGCAUGAAAUCUCUCUCUCUCUCCCGUCCUUUUAACUCCGGCUGAGAUUUCCCGCCAUAGAUUAACAUGGCGGUCGAUAUAAAUUGGCUCAUAUCUCUAUCAAAAUUACCCCUAGAACGCUCCUCUUUUAGUCCUAACCCUUUCUAAGGCUCCUGACUCGAAGACAACCAGCAGAACCGGAAUCGGUCCAGUUUUCGGCACCUCAACAGCUGACUGUCAAACGGGACCGACGGCUCUUUCCAAGCUAAAAUGCUGCCUUAUCCCGGAUUUUCCUCUCCCCGCGGCCCGCGGAAUGGGUUUAAGAGAUACCUACCCCCUUUCUGUGAACUGGGGAUGGGGGGGUCGCUCUCUCGCUGGGGAGACAUAGUUCUCCAAGGACCCUCACCCUCUACAGCUGCCAGGGGAUGCCCGGACGGGGGCCCUCCACGUUUCAUUCAUAAUUUCAUGAUUUUAUGAAGGAGAAGAACACUCUUCCUCAGACCUACCCCUGGAACUUAUGAAAUCCUAUACUUCCAAAGACUACAACUCACAUGUGCCUCUUCCCCAUGCCAUCUCUACGAAUUCCCCCCAUCACAGAUGAACUCUUUUUCCUCAUGUAUUUGUGAAUUGUCAUAUUCUAUGUACUUGGACACUCUCAUGACUCACUGUUGUAUGAAUUUCUAAUCGUUGGGAUAACCUCAUGAAUUGUGAAAUCAUGCUGUUAGAACUCCACUUCUAUAUUGGGCUCCCCAGAUGUUGUAAACUCCAUCAAAUGUUUUCAAUUGUUUAUAUCAUUCAUGAUUCCCCUUUAUGCAAUGUCACCCACCUUUAUGGAUUCUCCUUUAUUUCCUUGAAAUCUAUCUAUCUGCCUAUAUGUAUUUGUACUCUUUGGGAUCCCCGGAAAAUAUGUAUUCUUCCCAGCAGGGUUUAUGUUCCAACUUUAUUUUAAUUUUCAUUCUAUCCCAUAUAAUUGUCAAAUCAUGAAAUCUAAUGGGAAAUAUUAUGACCCCAACAUGAACUCUAGCCCUAUGACCCAGACCUCCCUUCCCAAAAACAAAAGGAUAAUCUGCCACAGUUUAAUCCAAUCUCAUUCCGAUCGCAUGGACAAUAUAGGGCGAGUCACCAAAUUCCUAAAGGUGACUCGCCCCCAAGGCAAACAUUGUCAUAUCCCAGGCCAGGACGCCGCAGGAAGGCACCCUGUGGGGCCGUCAAUGACGGCUCAUCACCACCCAUCACCACUUCCCGUCUGACACCCCAAAGACAUAUCUAAAAUCUGUGAACGUGACAGGACCCCGGACAUCCUUGAUGGGUGUCAUUAAUUCCUUUAGAAAUCGGCUGGGCCAGAAUUAAUCAGAUGUUUCCUGUCCGGUCACCUCUUUGUCUCAAUAGCUCCCGCCUCCUCCUCUCUGAUUGGCCCGAAUAGGGACAAAAAGCGGCUCCCCAUUGGGCCAGCAGAGCAAGGCGGGAAACGAAAGCCCGCCUCGUUCAACCUCUCAGCCUAUCCGCGAUCAGAUGGGCGGGGAAGCGAGGCGGGAAAUUCAAAGGGCUGUCAGACCGAAACAUUGUAUAAAUAUGGCUUUAUUUGAAACAUAUGUUACGCUAGUAGAUUGAAUGAUCACUAUUAGCGUCCUUUUCAGCUGAAUUGCUCAAUAAAGACUCCUUGGCGGAUUUUCCUUCAA
Anolis carolinensis (green anole) is the source of this 2799-nucleotide messenger RNA. Its product is annotated as zinc finger protein 239-like. NCBI's taxonomy places the organism in Eukaryota, Metazoa, Chordata, Lepidosauria, Squamata, Anolidae. The transcript has a single exon. Gene Ontology annotation, biological process: regulation of transcription by RNA polymerase II. Gene Ontology annotation, molecular function: DNA-binding transcription factor activity, RNA polymerase II-specific; RNA polymerase II cis-regulatory region sequence-specific DNA binding. The record is from RefSeq and is a predicted model, not a curated record. The coding region runs from base 1 to 1047 and encodes 348 amino acids. Gene Ontology annotation, cellular component: nucleus.